AUGAGAGACUAUCGUUCCAAAGCUCCGACGGGAGGCGAAUUGCUCUGUGAGCUUCUCGCGAGUCACAAGGUGGACCAUGUGUUUGGAUAUCCUGGUGGUGCAGCUCUUCCUCUUUUUGAUGGAAUCUACAAGACCAAUCUGUUUCAAUUCAUCUUGUCUCACCAUGAACAAGGCGCCGGCCACAUGGCAGAAGGCUACGCCAACGCCAGCAUGAAACCAGGCGUUGUCAUAGUGACCUCCGGCCCUGGAAGCUCCAAUCUCGUCACGCCGAUGCUCAAUGCCCUUUUGGACGGUACACCCAUGGUGGCAAUCUGCGGCCAGGUAGCUACCGCGGUCCAGGGAACUGGAGCAUUCCAAGAAAUCGAGAUCAUGUCACUUGCUCAGACAUGUACAAAGUGGUGCGCUUCUGCGAAUAAGGUCCAUGAUUUGCCGGAAAUCAUGCACGAGGCGUUUCGUCAGGCCACCUCUAGUCGGCCCGGACCCGUCCUUGUUUCCAUACCGAAGGAUAUAGGCAACGCGGUUCUUGAAACAGUUUCACUUGGGUGCCCUCUGACACCACCAGAGGAAGAUGCGCCGAAAGAAUUCGUGCCCAGGGAAUUUAUGCCUCGGGCUACGCUUCCUGAUAUCACUUGUGAUAUCCAAAGCAUCCAGUCUCAGGUUAGCCAGGUCGCAGCGCUUGUUAACAAUGCCCAGCGUCCGGUCAUAUGUGCUGGUCAUGGAGUCUCCGCUUGUGAAGACGGACCCGCAUUGCUGUCUCAAAUUGCAGAGCGAUACAGAAUUCCUGUCACAACCACCUUGUUGGGACUGGGAUCCUUUGACGAAGAGCAUGAGCUGGCCUUACAUAUGAUAGGUACUUAUGGUGCGCCUUAUGCCAACUACGCCCUUCAGAGUGCCGACCUCGUACUUGUCUUUGGAGCCCGUCUGGACGAGAGAGCUGUCGGCAGUCCAGCUGGGUAUGCACCCAAAGCUAGAGAAGCCGCUUGCACUGGAAAAGGAGGGAUCAUUCAAUUUGAUUUCCACCCAGAGAGUGUGGCCAAGGUUGUCAAACCAACACAGCUCAUAGUGGGCGAUUUGGCCGUGACCUUACCCCUUCUGCUCUCUCGGCUAGAAGAAAGAGACAACCAUUCAUGGCUGGAUCAGGUGAAGACUUGGAAAAAGCGAUUCGCAUUCCGAACUCCUCUAACAGACCUGACCAGCCUGUGUUCUCCACAGCAGGUCAUUGCAGAGGUCGACCACCAGACAGCACCAUUCAAGCACUGCACUACUCUGACCACAGGUGUGGGACAGCAUCAAAUGUGGGCAGCGCAGCGCUACAACUUCAGAUCUCCCCGGUCCUUCAUUACAUCUGGAGCUCUAGGAACCAUGGGGUUCGGAGUCCCUGCCGCCAUUGGAGCUCAGGUGGCUCAGCCAAAUCACAUAGUGAUUGAUAUCGACGGUGAUGCCUCAUUCUGCAUGACUAUGGAAGAGCUUCUCACCGCGUCGCAGUACAACAUUCCUAUCAAAGUUAUUGUGUUGAACAAUGAAACUCAAGGAAUGAUUGCCCAGCUCCAGCGGUCUGAUUACGAUGGUCGGAUUUGCUACAACCGCCAGGCCAAUCCCAAUUUUGUGCAGCUUGCCGAGAGCAUGGGAUGUGGGAGUCGGCAAUGUGGUAGCUCUGGGGAGCUUUCAGAUUGUAUCCGGUGGCUACUAGAGUGUCGGGGACCGGCAUUGUUAGAGGUCUUGGUGCAAGAGGUGGAAAUGCUCCCAAUUGUGCCGAAUGGAAAGGCACUGGAUCUAAUCAAACUGGAAUCUGACUCUGUUGAAACUUUGCUGGCUUGA
Molecule: messenger RNA, 1818 nt
Organism: Penicillium antarcticum
Lineage: Eukaryota; Fungi; Ascomycota; Eurotiomycetes; Eurotiales; Aspergillaceae
Product: thiamine pyrophosphate-binding protein
Exons: 2
Coding region: 1-1818 (605 amino acids)
Biological process (GO): L-valine biosynthetic process
Cellular component (GO): acetolactate synthase complex; mitochondrion
Molecular function (GO): thiamine pyrophosphate binding; flavin adenine dinucleotide binding; magnesium ion binding
Source: RefSeq, a predicted model, not a curated record